Messenger RNA from Erythranthe guttata (spotted monkey flower), 1692 nucleotides. Its product is annotated as ATP binding microtubule motor family protein. Gene Ontology annotation, molecular function: microtubule binding; ATP binding; microtubule motor activity. Gene Ontology annotation, biological process: microtubule-based movement. NCBI's taxonomy places the organism in Eukaryota, Viridiplantae, Streptophyta, Magnoliopsida, Lamiales, Phrymaceae. The record is from RefSeq and is a predicted model, not a curated record.
CUCUCUCUCUCUAGAUUUUGCAAUCGGCUUUAACGGCGGAAGUUUUUUCGUAAUUGGCGCAGAACCAGAAGUUGAGGAUAAGCUGAUCGAGAUUCAACCGGCGAUUGUCUUUUCAUAAAUCUCCAAUCUACGAAAGGAAGGGGAAAAAAUGCCGAACAUACGAGUCAGCGCGCUGUUCAGACCUCUGAAUUCGAAGGAGAAGUCCGAUCAUGGUGAUUCCGUCAGCAUUUGGGGAAUCGAUUCUGAAUCGUUCGUAUUCAAGGAUGAAAAGGAAGAGGAAACUGAGUUCCGCUUCGAUAGGGUGUUCUUUCAAGGAUCGGAACAAGCUGACAUAUAUGAAUUUCUUGCUUUGCCUAUUGUAAAAGGAGCUGUUAAUGGAGUGAAUGGGGCAAUCAUUACAUAUGGACAGACAGGAGCAGGAAAGACUUACAGUAUGGAGGGACCAGGCAUUACAAAUUGCGAUGACAAACAGAAAGGUAUACUGCCAAGAGUGGUGGAUGGGCUUUUCAAUGCCAUUAAACUUUCAGAUGAUAGGAUCAAGUACAAAGUCAAACUAUCAAUGGUAGAAAUAUACAUGGAGAAAGUCAGGGACCUUUUUGAUUUAUCAAAGGACAAUUUGCAGAUCAAGGAGAGCAAAGUGCAGGGAAUCUUUGUGAGUGGUGUUACAGAGAUUUCCAUAUCAGAUUCUGCAGAGGCAUUACAAAGUCUUUCUAGAGGAAUAGCAAACAGGGCUGUCGGAGAAACCCAAAUGAAUAUGUCCAGCAGUAGAAGUCAUUGCCUGUAUAUGUUCUUGAUCCAGCAGGAACUAAAGAAGGAGAAAAGGUAUGGAAAGUUGAUACUUGUUGACUUAGCCGGAUCUGAGAAAGCCGAGAGAACUGGAGCUGAAGGCCGAGUCCUUGAAGAAGCCAAAACUAUCAAUAAAUCACUAUCAGCACUUGGGAAUGUGAUAAAUGCACUGAGUUCACAGGGGAAGCUGAAUCAUAUACCCUAUCGUGAUUCUAAACUUACCCGUAUACUGCAGGAUGCUCUUGGAGGUAACUCUCAGACUGCUUUUCUUUGUUGCUGCUCGCCUAGUCCUGCAAAUGCAUCAGAAAGCCUGUCAACUCUUCGGUUUGGUGCAAGAGCAAAGCACAUAAAGGCAUUACCACAUGUUAGUCUUAAAGAAGAUGAAGACACUGGCAGUUCUGAACCCCAGCCUCCGACCAAAAACGAGUCCUGUGAGAGAAUAUUGGAAAAGUUGGGCCAAAGAAUGAAACCUGAAGAUGUUGAACUACUCGAGCAACUAUUCAUUAUGGAAGGGAUUUUCUUCGACCCUAAUUCAGUGGAAGAAGUUGAGCUAGCUUACCAAGAUGUUACAUCAACAACUAUCUUGUCCCUCCAAAAGGCUGUCCAAGACCUUAGUACAACAAUUGACGAGCUUAAGAAGGAGAAUCAGUUUCUUAAAGGCCUGAUCAAAAGCUGCUGAAAUGAAGAUUUUCAAACGCCUAUGGCUUCUACGUAAUAGCAUAUAGCUCAAGUACUUGAGGAUUAGCAGACUGAUAUAUGCCGAGUCAAAUGAAAUCUCUCAUUUACGUUUUUGUUCGUUUUCUCACUUUCCCAUGCUAUACACGCUCUUGUGUAUUGGAUUGGCUUUUAAAAAUGCAUGCAUCAAUCAUACGAGUAAAUUUGAAGAGAGAAAUUUUAUAUCUGAAA